AUGGCUGGCGUGCAGACUUAUAAGCUUGGAGAUUGGAAACUCCAGUCUGGAGAGACAAUUCCAGAUGCUCACAUUGCUUACAAAACGUUUGGAGAUCCCAAGUCUCCCGCUAUCAUCUAUCCGACGUGGUAUUCUGGGACUAUCGACAACAACGAAUGGCUCGUUGGCGAAGACCAUACUCUAACCCCAAAGAAGUAUUUCAUCAUCAUCCCAGCGCUAUUCGGGAAUGGCCAGUCGACGUCGCCAUCCAACUCCAAUAUUAGACCAUUUCCCAAAGUGACCUUUUAUGACAAUGUGAGAGCACAACACACGCUAGUCACGAAGCACCUGGGCAUCACGCAUGCUCGUGCGGUCCUCGGGUGGUCGAUGGGAGCAGGCCAGACGUACCAGUGGGCCACUAGUUAUCCGGACUUCAUGGAUAUUGCGGUCCCAUUUUGUGGCGCCGCCAAAACCUCGUUGCACAACCAAGUAUUCCUUGAAGGGGUGAAAUCCGCUCUCCUCGCGGCCCGAAAGAACUCAUCGGCUGGUUCUUGCGAGGAUGGAACCCUUAGCCAGGGCGAAAAGUAUCGCACUUGGACUGCAGAGGAGAGAGAAGUCGGGUUGAAGGCAUUUGGCCGGGGUUACGCGGGGUGGGGGUUUUCGCAGGCCUUUUAUAGAGCGAAACUCUACGAAAGCGCCCUUGGCUUCAAGGACUUGGAAGACUUCAUGGAGAAAUUUUGGGAAACCUGGGCACUUUCUAAAGAUCCCGAAAAUUUGCUGGUCAUGCUUUAUACUUGGCAAGCUGGAGAUUGUUCCAACCAGGCGCCAUACAACGGCGAUUUCAGAGCAGCCAUGCAAGGGAUUAAAGCAAAGACACUUGUGCUACCCGGUAAAACCGACUUGUACUUUCCCCCCGAAGAUUCAGAGAUUGAAGUUGCCAAUAUGAAAGACGGAAUUGGAAAAAUGGAGGCUUUCCCAAGUAUCUGGGGACAUUGGGCUGGAGGACCUGGCGAUAGCAAGGAAGAUGUAGCGUGGUUGGAUCAAAAGCUUCGGGAGGUCGGACUUGGCGAUAGCAAGGAAGAUGUAGCGUGGUUGGAGCAAAAGCUUCGGGAGGCCGAACUUUGA
Molecule: messenger RNA, 1104 nt
Organism: Venustampulla echinocandica
Lineage: Eukaryota; Fungi; Ascomycota; Leotiomycetes; Helotiales; Pleuroascaceae
Product: Homoserine acetyltransferase family protein
Exons: 6
Coding region: 1-1104 (367 amino acids)
Biological process (GO): biosynthetic process
Molecular function (GO): acyltransferase activity, transferring groups other than amino-acyl groups
Source: RefSeq, a predicted model, not a curated record